AGCCAGUAGAUGGGGGUGCGUGGGCUGAGCUCGUACGUAACGGGAUGCCAGAGGGCGUGCUCUGAGCAUGUGGACCUCAACUACGGUGGUUCCGAUCGGGACACAACUUCAGCAGCAGAUCGUGAUGGCCCCGUGAGCCUCGCCGUGGAUGGGCUGGCCUUGGUUUACCACAUCAUGCAAAACGCCGGGGUGCAUGAUCUUCGCCUGGAACUGGGGUGGGACUACGAUAAGGAAGCCACCACCCUGGAAAGGCGUCGCUCGCAGGCAGCAGACGCUUCCGAAGUGAUGGUUCUCAUGCAGCCCGGGGGGGAAGGGACCGAUGCCACCUUUCUCCAGCAGCACUGCUCCUCGCUACUCCCGCUUUUCGCUGUGGAAACCCUUGCGGCGGCGUGCAUCUCCGCCGGGGUCUCCAUAAGGUCGGCUGACAGAGAAGCAGAUCCCGAGCUGGCUGCAGCUUGUCAGGGCAAUGCCAGGAGUGUGGACAGUGGUCGAAGGAGGCAUCGAUGCCCGGCGUUAGACGACGCCGGAGGAGGCGUUGGCGUGGAGGGAGGGUGUGACGCGGUGCUGUCGAACGAUAGCGAUUUCUUGGUGAUGGACAUCCCCGGCUACAUCCCUUUCUGGUCGCUAGGAGUGGGAGCCGACGGGUCAGCGGGCGCGCUCGUCUUUCGUCGGACCCUGGUGGCAGCGAGGCUGGGGAUACCGGCUGAUUGGAUGCCCGACCUGGCGUGCCUCGUGGGGAACGACUGGAUACAGCCAGAGAAUCACGUCCACAGGCGAGGGCAGCUCUACAGCGAUGUUGGAUUCAUAGAACUGCCCGACCACCCUCCAUCGUUUUGUCUAUCGCCUAUCGGUUUGGUCAGGGUCAUCAUGCAGUCCGCGGCCACCAGCGCCGGGUGCAACAGCGGCCACGAGCGGAAACGGAAAGGGACGGCGGCACACAACGCGGGGGCAUUAGCGUCAUCAUCAGCUCCGUGGAGAAGGGGCGGCAACGGCAACGGUAGCAGCAGCAGCAACGGCCUAACCGGCGCCGCGUCAGCCAAGCAUCUCGUCGAAGCGACCGCCCGGUACCUCUCCGAAUUCCUCCGCCACAACAAAGUCCCUCGGGAUCGAUGCGGCGUAAAUGAUGCCGUUUCGCCCAGCCAAGUUGAUCCAGCAACAGGCGGUGAUGACAGAGGCCGCCUUCUCGCGGGUGAAGCGGACCAAUCGAUGACCCGCGAGCUGUGCGCUCGCUUUUUCCCAGCCCUGACGGCCGGCCGAAGUGGUGGCGUGUCUGGUGCCGAGGGGGCACACGGACAGGACGAAGAGUCACCUCAAACCGGCUUGGCUGGGACGUCGUCCACCAAGAGCGCCGGCCACCGUGCCCCCAAGCAACAGCGCGCUAGUAGGGCAAAAAAGGGUAAGGGACACAAGAACAAGCGGCCAAGCGGCAACGACCGCGGCGGCGGUAGCACGACCGGUUGCGGAAGCCGGGGUGGACAGCGGGACGCCGGGAUGGGCGAGGAAGACGCCGCGCGGGGGGGAAUCGACGCCGUGGGGGAGGAAGAAGACGGGGAAUCGUUUCUACGGGAAUUUCUUGCGGCCCGGCUACACUACGAGGUCCCACCUUUGUGUGCCGCGGGCGAGGACCAGGCGGAAGACGAGACGCUAUCGCACCCUUUAGCGACCACAGGUUUGGCGGCGACGGUUUCGGGGGGGGGGCUGGUGCUGUCGAGGGUGGGGCUGCGCGCAGGGAUCUGGGCCCCGCCGGAAAUCGCGCAGGCCGUUUUGGAAGGCGUUUUCUGGUGCAGGAUGAUGCUAGAGGACAGCGUCGCCCUCGAGAACGCUGUCAUCGAACCCGCAGCCGACUACACAGAGCCGACGCGCCCAACCGGUACUGAUUCCACCCCGUCGGGCACGGCAGCAUCCCACUCGUCCGCUUUUGCGAGCUUUUCCGGCGUGCGCAAGGGCAUUUAUGAAGUGUGUCUGGCACAGUUGGUCGGUGUUCGGACUGCAGGCUGUUUUUCCUGGGCCGCUACUCAAGACGACCAUUCUCGAGAUCGUUCCAUGGUUGUGGCCACGGAAGGGCUCCUGAACGAUUCCGCGGGAAAUUCAGCGCAAAGCGCCGUUCUAAGCUUCCGGGAACGUUGCGCCGCAUUCGCCUCCGGAGGCUCCGCGGUGCCGAGAAGAGAACCACAAACGACAGCAGCGUCAUUGCCAAAAGCAUCCACAGCGUCAAUACAAGCUCCAGCACCGGCAUCACCGCCAGCACCAGCGGCGACACCAUCACCACCGCCGCAAGCGGUAGCGGCAGCAGCGGCAGAACCGCUGGGGAGCCGCCAGAUUGUAGCCGGUGGUAGUGACAAGCAGCGCCGGCGUGGAGACAAGCCACGGCGGUUCAACGGGAACGACGCUUUGGGGCCACGGGCAGCGGCGGUGGUAGGACGGCGGCGGCAUGACCUACCUCCCGGUCGUGUGACAAGGGAGGGUGACGAGUUUGUGGUUCGUGAGUUCCGCCGGGUGGGGACGGGCGUGAAGACCUUCAGGGUCGUCUGCAAAGCUCCCGCCUCGCUGCGGCUGUCCGCUAGCACGAGCCUGCCGAUGCGGUGGAACCUGUGUCUCUCCACGCUAGGCCUCGCCCGGCGAGAUAACCGGCUUCUCACCGCGCUCAUGGACUCAGAGGUGCGCGGGAAGCCGAGAAUGGCGAGCAGCAGCGGUCAAACCUGCAGUAGAACUGACUCGGACGGAACAGAAGUUGGCCAAGGAGGCAACCGUGCUGGCCGUACUCCGAUCCGGUUGACCGCCGUAGCUCUUGUAGCGGCUCUACUACUCUCCGGCAACACCUCCACGCUAAGUUCGUCGGGACGAGGAGAGGAGACAAGCGCGGCGGCGAAAGCCUCUUUAUCUCUCGGGAGUUCGUGGCGAGCAAUCGAUGUCUCUGCUGGCGGCAAUGGAGUGGGCAGUGGCCGAGAAGGUGAGAGUGCGAUCGUUGUGGCGUUCGUGACCACCGUUACUCGGUGCUUCUGUGGCGGCGGCGGCGGCGGCGGCAUUGGCUGUCAUGGCCCUACCCUCUCCACCGCGGCAUCAAACACCGAACGAGGAAUUGACACAAAAAAAGCCCGUACCCCGAGGCAACCCGGAGGAGUGGAUAACGUGGGCACGAGCGCAGCACCGGCAGCCGCAGCACCGCCUUUACACAGCAGCCGAAGUUGCGGGUGGUGUCCACAAGCACUAGAUGGGCAAGGAGAGGAAGGCGUUAGUGGCAGUCCCAAGGGUGCUCAAGAGGCGAGAACGUUUGUUAACCUGUGGAGCAAGGCGCAAUCGGCGGCGUGGCACGUCAAUGCUUGCCUCGCCGCGCUCAGGCUGAUAGAUGAUAAGGGUGGUGGUGGUGGUGGUGGUAGUAACCGUUGCGAAGGUGGACGGUAUAUUGCCCCCCUGGACUCUCUGAGCUUGCGGCCAGCGCUAGCGUUCACAAUUUUCCGGCAGCAGACUCGCGGUCAGCCCGUUCCAGGACAACAGGGACAGAGCCAGCAACCUACGUCGAGAAGCUGCCAACAGCAGCAGCAGCAGCAGCAGCAGCAGGAGCAGCAGCAGCGAAGCGCUGUGGCAGCUGCCGCUGUAGGCGUAGACGACGGUGACGGCCGGCAGCAGCCACCGCGGCAAGAAGCGGGGACGCGCUCUUCACUAGGCGGUAAAGAAGGCGCGAAGAAUUCGCUGCCGAUUGGUUCGAACAGCAGCCCCGGAACAAGAGCACCUCCCGUACACCGAAGGAUAUCUCCGAACGACGACCCGGCGGAGAAGUCGCCCCGGAAGGGGGCCCCGCACCGUGGACCUAUCUUCGAAGGGGAUACCACGACGUUGCCCGGAGAGUCACAGCCUGAACAAACAUGCUGCGUCCACACUCCGAUUGGGGGGAGCUGCGGUUGGACGCGGCGAGUUGAGGUCGUUUUGGACGCGGCCGGUUUCGUGGGGUAGUAGUGUGGAAGUGGCACUAGCCUCUUAUGUUUCUGUGAAUGGUAUCCUAUCCUGUGGUAUGUAAGUUAUGUUCCAAAGGCUAAUGGUGUUCCCAAGGCUGGCUUGCGGCUGCGAAAGCUGACAACAGAAUCAUUGGUCCGUUGGCAGUAUCGGCGAACAGUGGCAUGGAAUCACGUAUCUAUGAAUCGGAGGCUUCGUGUGAACCGAUAGCUGGCAAAUGUCCACAGAGGCGCAUGCCCACGAGGGGAACCUCGAACCGUCUUGCUGCACGUGGGUGCCUGCAGUCUUUGUCGGAACACGAAUCGGAAAGCGGAAGAGGUGCUGCCACUUUUGCA
Ectocarpus sp. CCAP 1310/34 is the source of this 4286-nucleotide messenger RNA. NCBI's taxonomy places the organism in Eukaryota, Phaeophyceae, Ectocarpales, Ectocarpaceae. The record is from the annotation of a GenBank genome assembly.